Molecule: messenger RNA, 351 nt
Organism: Kwoniella botswanensis
Lineage: Eukaryota; Fungi; Basidiomycota; Tremellomycetes; Tremellales; Cryptococcaceae
Exons: 3
Coding region: 1-351 (116 amino acids)
Biological process (GO): pyruvate import into mitochondria
Cellular component (GO): mitochondrial inner membrane
Molecular function (GO): pyruvate transmembrane transporter activity
Source: RefSeq, a predicted model, not a curated record
AUGGCCUCUCCCGCUGCUGCUCAAACUACCUCUAAAUUCCAGGCGUUCAUGAACCAUCCUGCUGGACCCAAAACAAUCUUCUUCUGGGCCCCUAUGGCGAAAUGGGGAUUAGUAGCUGCCGGAUUAAAGGAUCUUUCCAGACCUGCAGAUAAAUUAUCGGUCUCCCAGAAUGUCGCUUUGGCUGCUACAGGUUUCAUCUGGGUCCGAUACUCAUUCGUAAUCACCCCAGUCAACUACUCCCUUGCCGCUGUCAACUUCUUUGUCGGUUCUACGGGUGUAGCUCAACUCUAUAGGAUUUGGGACUUCAACAGGAAUAAACCCCUUACCGCUUCUGUCACUCCGUCCGCGUAG